AUGGGCCAUCAAUGGCAAUGCUUAAUCGCAUUUUUGUGUCUCGGAAUUGCCCUUACUUCGUCGGCUAGUCGUAGAGAGGAGCUCGAAAGGGCUGCGGAACUUGCAGUGGAAAAAGCAGCCGAGAGGGCGGCCGAAAGGGCAGUGGAAAAAGCCCUCGACAGUGGAAAUACGACGACGGAGUCGAAAAUCGUCCGCGAGUUUUAUUCUAACGUUAGAAAAGAUCCGCGCAAAGAGAAAAAAGACUACGACGGUUACAACGAUAGACACGAGCCGGUGGAUGAUGAAUUGGCGUCAGAAGAAGACGUCGAAGAAUGGAACACAUAUUCCCGAGGCGCGAGACUUACCCCUCGAGAUGCGGGAGACAGAGAUUUUCGCGCAUGGCCUGUUAAGAUCGAUUUCGAGAGUAAAUCAGACACUUGGAGAAGAUUUCCGAGAAGCGAUUGGUCCCACGAGGACAUUAGUUGGGAUAAACCGAAGGAGAAGAUUGUGACCCUCGAGAGGAAGGUGCCGGUACCAGUGACGAUCGAAAAGAAGAUUCCGUAUGCGAUUUAUAAACAUAUUCCGUAUGAGAUUAAAGUACCCGUACCGCAGCCGUACACGGUGGAAAGGCGAGUGCCUUAUCCGGUGAACGUCUUUAUCAACGUGCCGGUCGAUUCACCGGAACCUUAUCACAUCGAGAAGCGAGUUCCUUACGCGGUGAAGGUCGACAAUCCCGUGCCGUACAAGGUCGAGGUGCCGGUGCCGCAGCCGUAUACGAUCGAGAAAAGAAUUCCGGUCGAAGUAAAGGUGCCGGUGCCGCAGCCGUACACCGUCGACAAGCCAGUACCCUACGAAGUCAAAGUGCCGGUGAAGGUGCCGACCCCGUACGAGGUCGAGAAGAAGGUGGCGAUACCGGUGAAGGUCGCUGUCGACCGACCGUAUCCCGUACCAGUGCCGAAACCGUAUCCGGUGGAGGUGGCCAAACUCUACCCGGUGGAAGUGCCUAAACCGUAUCCGGUAAAAAUCAAAGUACCGGUGGAAAAACCGUAUCCGGUGCCGGUGGAGAGGCCGGUUCCGAUACCUGUCAAAGUGCCGGAUCCUCAACCGUAUGUUGUGGAGAAACCUGUACCGAUAGAGGUGGUGAAACCCUAUUCUGUUCCAAUUAAAGUACCCCGAGACAAGCCUUACGAAGUGUACCAGACCAAGCCGAUACUCGUCCCGGUAAAGAAGCCCUUCCCCUACGUUGUCGAAGUUCCAGCUCCCGUCGAGCUUGGUUGGAAGAAUCAAGGUAAUAUCAAGGCCAAGGAAGAUCUGGUAGUAAGUGAAAGCGCGAGGAUUAGUGUCAAUAAAUGGCACCGACCACAACACUUAAUUGAAUCGUAA
This is a messenger RNA of Linepithema humile (Argentine ant), 1362 nucleotides long. NCBI's taxonomy places the organism in Eukaryota, Metazoa, Arthropoda, Insecta, Hymenoptera, Formicidae. The record is from RefSeq and is a predicted model, not a curated record.